UCUUCGAAUCUUUCAACGACUUCCCUUCUAUUCCCUUCUUCUCUUAUCUCUCUCUCUCUCUCUCUCUCUCUCUCUCUCUCUCCUAAUGACUUCACUUAACACAUAAUGGGCUUUUUCCGGCGACUCUUCGGCGGCAAGAAACACCCUCCUCCGCCGGCACUUUCCGACGGGUCGGGUUCCAAAUCCGGACCAAAAGACAGAAGGAGAAGCUGGAGCUUCGCGAAAAACAGCACCAGAGGCACAUCCUCCAAUAAGUCACUCUCACCACUCAACCACCAAUUUGACCCUUCCACCUUCUCCUCUCCCUUCACAGACUCCUUGGAUGCAAAUAAGCAUGCCAUCGCCGUCGCCGCCGCCACUGCUGCCGUUGCUGAGGCCGCACUCGCCGCCGCCCAUGCUGCCGCUGAAGUUGUUCGGUUAACCAGUGGCAGCGGACCUGUCCCGGCUGCUCAAGACCGGCGGCGGCAGGCGGAGGAAACAGCUGCUGCCGCUGUCAAGAUACAGUCAGCGUUCCGAGGUUACUUGGCAAGGAGAGCAUUGAGAGCACUUAAAGCAUUGGUGAAGUUGCAAGCUUUGGUGAGGGGCCACAUUGUAAGAAAGCAAACUGCAGAUAUGCUCAGGCGCAUGCAAACAUUGGUGCGGCUGCAAUCGCGGGCACGUGCUAAUCGGGUGCACAUGUCAGAUAAUAUGCACUCUUUCAAGUCUUCACUUUCUCAUUACCCUGUCCCUGGUGAUCAUGAGCUCUCACUUCGCGCCUUUAGUACCAAAUUUGAUGGAUCUUCUAUCCUCCAGAGAUGUAGUUCCAAUGCAAAUUUCAGGGACAUUAACUUAGAGAAAACCCGGUUCGGUUCCGGUUGGUUAGACAGUUGGAUGGAAGAAAAUGCAUGGAGCCAAACAGGAGACGCUUCAUUGAAAAAGGGUCACCCUGAUGAUGAGAAGAGUGACAAGAUUCUUGAAGUAGAUACUUGGAAGCCACACUUAAACUCACAUCAUUAUUUGCCUCCUGAUUACAGUAAUGAGAAUUUUACAGCACACGAGUCUCCAUCGAAACGAUCUUCUUCUAAAGCUCCGAAUCCAAGUCAUUCUUAUAGGGAGAUCUCAUCCUUUAAUUCUCUGAAACUUCAAAAAGGAAAAGAAGCAGCUUCAUCACGAACCGCGGAGAACAGCCCACAAGCAUUUUCUGCCUCCUCUAGGCUUGGAAGUAGUGCGAGGCGAGGUCCUUUUACGCCUACUAAAAGUGAGUGCUCAUUUAGUUUCUUCAGCGGCUACCCAGGUCAUCCGAAUUACAUGGCGAAUACUGAAUCUUCUAAAGCUAAGGUCAGGUCACAGAGUGCUCCGAGGCAAAGGCUAGAGUUUGAGAGAUAUGGCGGCGCCACAACUAGAAGGUCAUUGGUUCAGGGUCUUUGGGAAGCAGGGCCUAAUUCAGAUAGGGAUUCGGAUUUCAGAAUAAAGGGCUAUUCAGUUUCAACAACAAGCAGCUUCAACAGAAUUGGGAGUACUAAUUUAAGGUGACACCACGUCAAGUUUUCUGAAUGAAGAUGAAGACAAUUUUCUCUUGCUUGAGUUUUCUUAGUAUGACAGCAGUUUUAGAAUGUAAGUAUUUGACCAAAGGCCACAUUAUUGUUGCUAGCUCCUGACUGGCCUUUAACUGAAUUUUACUGUGUUGAGAUGUUGCAAUGUGUUUUGAAUGUUUUCGUUAAUCCAAUGUUGGUUUUGAAUGUGUGAUUCA
This is a messenger RNA of Lotus japonicus, 1729 nucleotides long. Its product is annotated as protein IQ-DOMAIN 24-like. Gene Ontology annotation, molecular function: protein binding. The transcript has 4 exons. The record is from RefSeq and is a predicted model, not a curated record. Bases 106 to 1512 code for a protein of 468 amino acids. Lineage: Eukaryota; Viridiplantae; Streptophyta; Magnoliopsida; Fabales; Fabaceae.